CGGGCGAGUGCGCGUGCGCAAGGGCGCGCACCGAGCGGGACGGACAAAGGGGCGGCGGCGCGCGGCGCGGAGGGUGGAGCCGCGAGCCGGGCCGGCAGGUGCGCGCGGGGCGGAGGGCGGAGCCGCGAUGCCGCGAUGGAGCGCAGCCCGGGCGGGCGCCGGGACCGGGGCCGGAGCGCCAGGCGGAGCGCGAGCCCGAGCCGCAGGCAGAGCCCGGACCGGGCCGGCGUCCGGGACCGCGGGGCCGGGCUGCUCGUAGCGGCGGCGACGGAGCCCCCCAGCGGCUGAGGGGCCUCCUCCCAGCGCUUGCGGGCGGCCGGGACGCAGCGAGCCCCCGCAGCCGGGGAGCGGGGGGAUCCCCCACGACAUCCAGACCCAGAGCACCCCAGGAAAGCGGGGGGAGGCCUCCAGAGCCAACACAGAACGACUCCCCCGCCGGGGACGGCGAAGACUUCCUCCGUGUUCAGGAGACAGCGACGUCCCUGCGGUGCCACGGAGACUCCCCUCUUCGGUCCGGGCGCCCCCCAAGACCGAGAACGCAGUGACCCUCCUGUCCGGGAGCGCGGCGCCCCCCCCAAGAUCCCGGCCAGUACAACUCCUGACCUCAAGGCACGAAGACCCGGCUCAGAGCGCCCUGCAUCAGGGAGCCCUAGACCCCCCAAUUCCGGCGCACAAACCCCAAAUCUAGGGACCUGAGGACGGAAGAGCUAUUCCUCACCAGCAAGAGGCCUCGGGGACACCCCUGCACACACACACACACGCACACACACACACACACACUCAAAGCUCCAGGACCCGGCGACUGAGCCCCUCGCGGCGCCCCUCGCAUCCCAGCCGGCGGCGGUGGCGCCCUGAGCCCCCGGGCCGGGCUGACGGGAACCGAGACGGCGCCCAGGCCCCCCGCCGCGGCGUCCCCGCGGCCCCCGCCCAGGGAGAAGAUGAGCGUGGGCUGCCCAGAGCCCGAGCCACCCCGCGCUCUGCCCUGCUGUGGGCCAGGGACGGCCCUUGGGCUGGGGGCAGGCGUGCCCCUCCUCACUGAAGACAUGCAGGCCCUGACCCUCCGCACCCUGGCUGCUAGCGACGUCACCAAGCACUACGAACUGGUGCGGGAGCUGGGUAAAGGCACCUAUGGGAAGGUUGACCUGGUGGCCCACAAGGGCACAGGCAUGAAAAUGGCGCUGAAAUUUGUGAACAAGAGCAAAACCAAGCUGAAGAACUUCCUGCGGGAGGUGAGCAUCACCAACAGCCUCUCCUCCAGCCCCUUCAUCAUCAAGGUCUUUGACGUGGUGUUUGAGACCGAGGACUGCUACGUCUUUGCCCAGGAGUAUGCGCCCGCUGGGGACCUGUUCGACAUCAUUCCUCCGCAGGUGGGGCUCCCCGAGGACACGGUGAAGCGCUGCGUGCAGCAGCUGGGCCUGGCGCUGGACUUCAUGCACGGGCGGCAGCUGGUGCACCGCGACAUCAAGCCCGAGAACGUGCUGCUGUUCGACCGCGAGUGCCGCCGCGUGAAGCUCGCCGACUUCGGCAUGACGCGCCGCGUGGGCUGCCGCGUGAAGCGGGUCAGCGGCACCAUCCCGUACACGGCGCCCGAGGUGUGCCAGGCGGGCCGCGCCGACGGGCUGGCCGUGGACACGGGCGUGGACGUGUGGGCCUUCGGCGUGCUCAUCUUCUGCGUGCUCACCGGCAACUUCCCGUGGGAGGCGGCCUCGGGCGCCGACGCCUUCUUCGAGGAGUUCGUGCGCUGGCAGCGCGGCCGCCUGCCGGGGCUGCCGUCGCAGUGGCGCCGCUUCACCGAGCCGGCGCUGCGCAUGUUCCAGCGGCUGCUGGCGCUCGAGCCCGAGCGGCGCGGCCCGGCCAAGGAGGUCUUCCGCUUCCUCAAGCACGAGCUCACGUCCGAGCUGCGGCGCCGGCCCUCGCACCGCGCCCGCAAGGCCCCGGGGGACCGCCCGCCCGCCGGGCCGCUGCGCCUCGAAGCGCCCGGGCCGCUCAAGCGCACGGUGCUGACCGAGAGCGGCAGCGGCUCCCGGCCCCCGCCCCCGGCUGUCGGGCCCGUGCCCGUGCCCGUGCCCGUGCCCGUGCCCGAGGCUGGGCUGGCGCCCCCGGGCCCGCCUGGCAGGACCGACGGCCGCCCGGACAAGAGCAAAGGGCAGGUGGUGCUGGCCACGGCCAUCGAGAUCUGCGUCUGAGCCGCCCUGCCGCCCUCGGGCCGGGCGCCGGUUCCUGGGCACGCAGCCGGCUGGGCGCUGGAGCCGCCCCGGGCCCCGACAGGCGGGUGGCGGCGGCGGUGGAGGGAGUAGUAGUAGUCUAGGCAGGACGGCAGCCCAGCCCCGGCGCCCGCCCAUCGUUUGAAGGGCUGGGGAUAGACACCAAGGCCUCUGGCCUGGCCUGUGGCGCCCAUAGGAGCCAAGCCCCACAGACCCGAGCGUUCGGAGGCCCCCUGACACCUGGAGCAAGGGAGCUUGCGGGUGGACUCCCCAACACCUCCCUGACCCCCAGAACCUCGACUAGUCGCCCCUGGCCCUUCGCACCCCCUGGCAGAGCAUCCCCCAGCCCCGCCCCAGUCCUGCCCUCCUGCCCCUGACACACCCUGGGCACAGAAAGGGACAGGAGUGUUGGGGCAGAGAAGAGGCUGAGGCCCCUGGGCGCUGCUGGAAGGAGGACAAUGAGCUGGGAGCAGGGUGCUGCUCACCUGCAUCCUGCGGGCUCCCGGGAGGCUGGAGGGGAAGGGCCGGCCCCUUGCAAAAUGUAGCAAAUGUCUGGGUGUUGCAAAGUCUGUGCCCAGGCACAGGCCCUAGGAACCCAGUGACUCCCCCACCCAUUCUGAUGAGGACGCCGAUCGCAGGAGGGCAGCUUGCCCUGGGCCACCAGACCUGAGAGGUGGAGGUCCCGUAGCCCUCACUCUCCUCCUCAGAGGGCAGAAGGGCUCCCAGGGCAGGGACCCCGGCACCCCUAGGGUAGGGGAGUGUAGAGCCCAAGGCAGGGCCCAGCUCCCCUGCCCGCCACACCUUCCCCAGGCCCAGGGAACCUCUCAGAUCCCCCCAGUCCUGGCUGCCCAGCCCAGAGAGUGCCCUGGCUGGCGGUGAGGUGAUUGGUGCCAGAAAUUCCCCUGGGUCUCCGCUGGGUCAGCCUCGGCCAGCCCUGUCCCCACGGCGCACAUUUCCGGUCCUGGCUGUGACGCUGCGGGUGUGAGAACGGGUGCCGAGGAAACAGCAGGGCGUGGGUGUGCUGUGUGAGCGCACAGAGUGCACACGUGUGCGUGUAGCCUUGUGUGUCGAGUGACUGCGUCAGAGGCCUCAGCAACUCCUCCCUGCUCCAGGGCUCCUGCCGGGCAGCUGCCGGAGGGCACCAGGCCUGCUUCUCACCACCCCCUCAGGGAAUCCGCCAGGAGGCACCCGCAGGCCGGUUCAGGCCCCGGGCAGCACAACCGCGGAGAGGAGCCCAGCCUCACCCAGGGCUCCCUCAUCGCCCGGCCCGCUGUGGAGGCCCAGGACCUGCAAUAACCUCAACAUGGUGAGGCUGCCCCUCUGCCUGGCAGGGCACCAUUCACCACCAUGCGCCCCACCUGCCAGGUCCCUUCUGGCCAUUGGAGGGGGCUCUGUAAUGGGCCAGGCUGACCAGAGGAGCCCCGACCACCCUCUGGCCUGGAGCCCCCCUCCAUUCACCCCUUAUUCCCACCGCACAAAAGGGCUAUAGGUCCCCCUGCCCUGCCUGGGUCCAGUUUACAAACAGGUUGCCCCAGGGCCUGGCCCCCACCCCUCGGUGUGCGCCCUCUCAAGACCCACCUCGCCAGCAGGCAUCGGGGCCUCCACACGCCAGGUAAGUAGCAAACCCCUUCUUUCACCAAGGGCCAAGGCCCGUCACUGCCCCGGACCCCGGACCCCGGAGCCCACCACCGGCACCUCUCCUUUUGCCUUAGGCCUUUCGACAUCCUGUCUCCUGCAAUAACAAGGAAGCGAGAUUCCAAGUAGAUGUCCCUCGUGCGUCCUCUCCCUCUCUCUGUUGAGAUCCUCGUCUUAGUAGCUGGGAUGUUAGCGCCGGGAAGGGACGGUAGUUGUGUGGCCCAGCAUCGUCAGGGCACAGCGGGGCAGGGACGCUGACUCAGCAGGGCUGGAACCAGGGCUGCUCCGCUGUGGCCGCGGCUGCCCCGGCUGGCUGCGCUGCGGGUUGGUUGGGACCCUUUGCCCCUUAGGAGAGGUGUUGGUCACAGAUGUUUACCUCAGUUUAUGUCACUGUCGAAGAAACAAAAAAAUAAAUAGCAAAAAGUAACACCGUAGACAUGAAGACUUAGAAAACAACAAAAAAAAACUUUAAAGAAUCCUCCCCUUGCUAUUCCUCUGUGAGGUGUGUGUGUGUGUGCGCGCGCGCGCCCCACGUCUCUGUCCCGCCCUGGGCAGGCCCCCUGUCCUUUGGUGCUUCCCAGAGGCCCCUCUGAGCUGGCCUGUAGGGUGUGGGGAGCCCCCUGGCAGGAGGCAGGGCCACAAGUUAGCUAGCGGGUCUGCCAGGCCCCUGAGCAGAGCCUCAAGGCCACCGAUGCUCCCUGAGCCGCUCGCUGUGGCCGAUGGGACAGUUGUGGUGGCAUCGUAGCCAGGCUCAGGGCCUGGGUGGGACCCCCCAGCCCCACAUAUAUUGACCCCCUCCCCAUGUGUUUGUAAAUACUCUGGCAUCCUUUGGCCCUGAGGAGGUUUUUAAAUGUGUUAUUCUCUAUCUUGACAAUUGCUAUAAAAUAAAAAAUUCAGAAAAAUUA
Messenger RNA from Myotis daubentonii (Daubenton's bat), 4744 nucleotides. RefSeq names its product SH3 domain binding kinase 1 (gene SBK1). Gene Ontology annotation, molecular function: ATP binding; protein serine/threonine kinase activity. Gene Ontology annotation, biological process: protein phosphorylation. The record is from RefSeq and is a predicted model, not a curated record. NCBI's taxonomy places the organism in Eukaryota, Metazoa, Chordata, Mammalia, Chiroptera, Vespertilionidae.